Molecule: messenger RNA, 952 nt
Organism: Vigna umbellata (rice bean)
Lineage: Eukaryota; Viridiplantae; Streptophyta; Magnoliopsida; Fabales; Fabaceae
Source: RefSeq, a predicted model, not a curated record
ACAGCAACGUUUUCUAUUUGACACGACAUUCGACCCAACCUAACCCAUACUUUCUUCUCUUCACUCUUUCUUUAGCGGCGUUUAACAUUCGGUUGCCUGAUCACGCUGUCAGCACCCGUGAAACGAGGCACGCAGGUUGUCAUAAAACAAUGGAGUCUCACGAUGAAACAGGAUGCCAGGCUCCAGAAAGGCCAAUUCUUUGCAUUAACAAUUGUGGCUUCUUUGGAAGGGCUUCCACCAUGAAUAUGUGCUCCAAAUGUUACAAAGACAUGCUCUUGAAGCAGGAACAAGACAAACUUGCAGCAGCGUCGGUUGAGAACAUUGUGAAUGGCGGUUCUGGCUGCAGCGGGAAGCAGGCGGUAACUGCAGGUUCUGUGGAUGUUCAAGUUGGAAAUGUGGAGAUGAAGACAGUCUCUGCUGAUAUUUCUGGAGAUUCAUCCUCUGGUCAGAAUUUGGAGAUGAAAGCUAAGACAGGUCCCAGCAGAUGCGCAACUUGCCGGAAGCGUGUUGGAUUAACCGGUUUCAGCUGCAAAUGUGGGAAUCUCUUUUGUGCAAUGCACCGCUAUUCUGACAAACACGAUUGCCCCUUUGAUUAUCAGACUGUUGGUCGUGAGGCUAUAGCUAAAGCCAACCCUGCAAUUAAGGCUGAUAAGCUUGAUAAAAUCUAGGGAUGCACUACACUGGUUGAAAUAUGAAGUUGGAUGUCUCACCUUUCCUCAGCAAAUUCAUAUAUUUUUGCUGUCUGGCUUUUGAAGUGUCCUUUUAGUGUCUAUACUGAUCCAUGCCAUGAUACUGCUUCAUGACAUGAUAGCUAGCACAUGUUUGGGGAAACCCCGCAUUCCUUGUUGGUUGAUUGGUGAGCAUUCACUUGUUAGCUACAGUAUGAGUAUUUUAUGCUGGUUUGAUGGACACCUUUGGCUCAUUUGUAAUUUGAUUUCCUGGUUGUUCUGCA